AUGCUUGUCUCCCUGUUCAGCCUUCUAGGCCUUCUGGCCACUUCAGUGUUUGGGCAAUCGAGCGCGUAUACUGAUUCGGCAACCGGCAUCGAAUUCCUACAGGUAGACGUCAGCGGUGAAGCUGCGCCAGGAGGCUACAAAUAUGGGAUUGCGCUGCCAGCUGUAUCGCAGAGCCAGUAUCAGAACGAGUUUAUUGGACACAUCUCCUCCGGCUUAACAAAUGGAAAGGGUUGGGCAGCCAUAUCAGUGGGACCCUCCAUGGCCGGCUACCUGCUGCUACUAACGUGGCCGAAUGGGAAACAAGUCAUAGGGUCGUUCCGAUACUCAACCGGUUUUCUCCAGCCAGAUAUUUACACCGGCAAUGCGACCUUUACGAUCAUCUCUCAGAGUGUUACUAGCACUGGCUACGACGUUAUAUUCAGGUGCCAGAAUUGCUGGUCUUGGUCGGAUAAUGGUCAAAGUGGGAGCGCUAUCCCACCGACGGCCACCAACGGUAACAUCCCAAUGGGCUGGGCGCAGCACACGACGUUGCCUACAAACCCUGCUGAUCCAAACUCUUUCGUCGAUCAACAUCAGUACUACGACAUUGGGGUCUUCGACAGCAUAGGCGGUGCUCGCAACAGCGCAUAUACCAGCUGGGUCAGUCUUGCGACGGCGACCUCCGUGCCUACGUCAACCUCAUCUGUUUCUGUGACUUCUACCGCUUCCGUAGCGACAGCUUGCGCCGCAACGCAGACUCCUUCUUCACAGACCUACGACUACAUUGUCGCUGGUGCUGGGGCUGGAGGUAUAGCACUUGCUGCUAAGCUAUCAGAGAAUGGUGGCAAGAAAGUCCUCUUGAUCGAGAAAGGCCCGCCCUCCUCCGGUCGCUGGGGCGGCUCCUUAAUCUCGAGCUGGAACGCGCCAACCUGGCUCUCCAGUACCAAUCUCACUCGCUUCGACGUUCCAGGAUUAUGUAACGAGAUCUGGGUCGACUCCGUAGGCAUCUCAUGCACAGAUGCUUCGUCCAUGGCCGGCUGUGUCCUUGGCGGUGGCACUGCAAUCAAUGCUGGUCUGUGGUGGAGGGCUAACCCCGCGGACUUUGACUACAACUUCCCUGCUGGUUGGCGCUCAAGUGAAGUGGCGCAGGCGAUAUCGCGAGUGUUUCAAAAGAUACCUGGAACCUACUACCCGUCACUCAAUGGACAGACCUAUCUGAGACAAGGAUUCAACUCCAUCGCUUCUGCACUCACGGCGGCUGGGUGGACUAGCGUCGAUGCCAACGCAAAUCCUGGAUCCAAAAACCGGACGUACUCUCAGACACCAUAUAUGUUCUCACACGGGGAGCGCGGUGGACCAAUGGCGACAUAUCUCGUCGAGGCAAGUCAACGCAGCAAUUUCAAGCUCAUCAUGAAUACUGGAGUGAGGCGCAUCAUCCGUACCGGUGGACAUGCCACUGGUGUGGAGCUCGAGCCUACGAACUCGAACGGACUGUGCGGUAACAUCUCCCUUACGGCCAAAGGUCGUGUCAUCGUCUCAGCCGGAGUCUUCGGUAGCACCAAGCUUCUAUACCGGUCAGGCAUUGGCCUCACAGACCAGCUCAACAUUGUCAAGAGUAGUGCCAAGGACGGUGCGACCAUGAUAUCCUCCUCGCAGUGGAUCAACCUCCCAGUAGGCAAGAAUCUUAACGAUCACACCAACACUGACGUUGUCAUCCGAAACAAAGACUCGGUCUUCUACGACUUCUAUGCUGCUUUUCAGACUCCAAUCCAGGCUGAUGCCCAAUCAUACCUUAGCUCGCGAACCGGUAUCCUGGCUCAAAGUGCGCCGAACAUCGGCCCCGUCUUCUGGGAGAUCAUCACUGGGUCAGAUGGUAUCCAGCGUCAACUUCAGUGGACCGCUCGCGUAGAAGGAGGUCACGGCUUCCCAGACAACACAUCCAUGGUGCUAUCCCAAUAUCUUGGCCGUGGUAAGACUUCGACAGGGGCUUUGUCAAUCAGGCCGGAUCUCUCCAUCACGGUCUCGGAUUUACCAUACAACAAGACCGCUGGCGAUAAUGAUGCCAUCGUUCAAGGUAUCAAGCAUCUUCAAACUGCGCUCGCGAACAACAAGGACAUCACGGUCGUCUUUCCCGCUGCGGGUCAGAGUGUCGAGAACUUCGUGGCUUCUUAUCCAGUGAGCACAAGUGCUAGGACAGCCAACCACUGGAUCGGGACGGCGAGGAUGGGCACUGAUAGCGGGCUGACUGGUGGUACCAGUGUGGUCGAUACAAGCACGAAGGUCUAUGGUACCGACAAUAUUCAUGUGGUUGAUGCCUCAAUCUUUCCAGGUAUGAUGAGCACAAACCCGUCGGCACUGAUCGUCGCUGUCGCUGAGAGGGCUUGGGAGUAUAUCUCAGGAUUGAAUUAA
Molecule: messenger RNA, 2388 nt
Organism: Recurvomyces mirabilis
Lineage: Eukaryota; Fungi; Ascomycota; Dothideomycetes; Mycosphaerellales; Teratosphaeriaceae
Exons: 4
Coding region: 1-2388 (795 amino acids)
Molecular function (GO): oxidoreductase activity, acting on CH-OH group of donors; flavin adenine dinucleotide binding
Source: RefSeq, a predicted model, not a curated record